This is a messenger RNA of Puccinia triticina, 1083 nucleotides long. RefSeq lists its product as uncharacterized. The record is from RefSeq and is a predicted model, not a curated record. NCBI's taxonomy places the organism in Eukaryota, Fungi, Basidiomycota, Pucciniomycetes, Pucciniales, Pucciniaceae. Bases 1 to 1083 code for a protein of 360 amino acids. The transcript is spliced from 7 exons.
AUGUCUGACAAUCCAAGCCGCGUCCUUUGCCCAGAGACGCAAUUUGAUGAAGCCGAGCAUCUGGAGCGACCGCCUCCAGUGGCCAGCGUGGCCGUGGAUUAUUUGCUUUGGGUUCGCAAUCUGAAGGAAUCCGAUUAUCCUCACUGCAAGGUCCUAACUCCGGGCCGUACGUGGACGGUCAUCACGCCUCACGGGAGACCUGGCAAUUUCCUGCGUGAGGCCCUUGCACGUGGCGACCUCAAAUGGCAGGCUUUCUUAUCUGGACACGCAAGGUACGGUCCGAAUGUCCUCAUUGACCGCCAAGCGGAAUUCAAUGCAUUUGCGGAGGCGUCAUACGACUUGUGGCCCAACCAAUGCCUAAUUAAGGCGAUCAUGUGGAAGCCUGUUGAGCCCAAGGAUAAACCAGCCGAUGCAAGUCCCGCCACACGAGCCCGCCCAGGAGAUACCAAUGAAGGUGCAGUGCGACCGGGGCCUGCCUUGGCCACCUCCACAGCCGUUCAGCCCGCCAGAGGCAGCAAGGGCUGUCCAGCCAAAGAAGCCAAACCCUUGGAUGGUACUGAAGGAGUAACGCAACCCGUGCCAGCCUUGACCACCUCAAAAGCCGUUCAGCCCGCCACAGGCUGCAAGAGCUUGCUGGGAAGUCCCGCCAAAAAAACCCAACCUGGAAGCGCCAGUGAGGGGCAAAAGCAACCACUACUGACCUUGUCCGCCGCCAAAGCAAUUGACGUCUUCAAGGCAAGUCCCGCUAAACGAGCCCACCCCGGAGACGCCAUUGAUGCCACCCGCCCGGCGCCAGUCAAACACAUCCGUAGGGCCGCCAAGCCCCCAAUGGAAGUCAAGGAUGUGUUACCGGGGCCGCGCGGCGAAGGCCCCAGAGCGGACAGCGAGAUUCAAGAGAUAGAAUUCCUCUCCGGCCCAGCCCCGGCCCGAGGCGCGGGAUCCUCACCGAUGGCCCCUGUUGAAUCGCUCAUUGAUCCGCAAAUGCCUCUCGGGCCCGAGCCAGAAAACUUGGAGGCCAUCAGCAUGAAGACGUUCCUUGCGCAGGCUCGCAUCAAACGUGGCGACAAAUGGACGCACCACUGA